AUGCCUCGCACGACAGCCGCCGGCCGCCGCAAGGCCACCGCACCCGAACCGACCGUCGCGUCCUCCAAGGCGCAGUACGAAAAGGAGCUGCGCAACCUCGCCAGCAAGGCCCAGAUCGACGGCGGCUCAUCGCUCACGCAGCUCACCGCGCAGUUCCGCCUGGUGCGCAACGCCAUCACAUUCCUCUUCUUUGCCGGCUUCUUCGCGCAUGCCUCGCAGCUCGCCCUCGCCCCCGUCUACGGGAGCAUCCCAGCCUCGACUUACCACCUGCCCGUGCGCGCCGCGGCCGCCUUUGCCGGUUGGGCGGGCAACCUUUUUCUCGCGCGCGCCCUGGACCCGCGGGGCCUUUCCGCCGCGCGCCUGCUGCCUGUAUUCACACUUUGCGCGCCGCUCAUCCAGUUCCUGCUCGAGCCGUAUAGCGCAAUUCUCGGUCCCGUCUGGGGCCCGCUCAUCACCGAGUCGCUGACCGUGGUGCCCGUGGUGCUGCUCGCCGCAGCGGCAGCCGCGGACUCCCUCGAAGGCGUCAAGGUCCCGCUCCUGCCCAAGUUCCUCGCCGACGCUCUUCCGGGGAUGGGAUCGUGGGCGCUCUUCACGGCGUUUGAGAAUCUGGCCAGCGACUACGUGCUGCGCUUCGCCGGGCGGUCCUCCAACGCCACGGCCGUGACCUUUGCGCUCACCCGCGUCGGCAUGCAGCUCUCGCUCGGUGGGCUCAUGGCGGGCCUCGCGCCAUCGCUGCAUCUGCUACUCGCGGCGCCGGCGCUGGUGCACACCGUGUGGCUCAACCCGCACAUGCCGACCCCAGGCGCGGCCGCGAGGCUCAACACCACGCUGCAGGCGCACGACUGGCUGCUGAUUGACCGUGCCGAGUCCAACACGGGCUAUGUUUCGGUGCUGCAGAGCAUCAGGGGUGGGUUCCGCGUCAUGCGUUGCGACCAUAGUCUGCUCGGCGGCGAGUACACGGACGAGUCGGUGGUAGGGGGCAUCGUCGCCGAGCCCAUCUACGGCGUGUUUGCCAUGCUAGAGGCGGUGCGGCUCAUCCAGACCGGCGAGGCGGUACCGGAUGACAAAGCCAACGCGCUUGUCAUUGGUUUGGGAAUCGGAACGACGCCUUCUGCGCUAGUGGCGCACGGCAUCGACACCACCGUGGUCGAGAUUGACCCGGUGGUGCACGCAUUUGCUAAGAAGUACUUUCAGCUGCGCGAGAACAACGUACCCGUCCUGUCCGACGCGGGCCGCUACACCAAGAAGCUGGCCGACGACGCGGCCGGCGCGCGCUUCGACUACAUUGUGCACGACGUCUUUACCGGCGGCGCCGAGCCCAUUGACCUCUUUACGCUUGAGUUUCUCCAGCAGCUGCACACUCUCCUCAAGCCGCACGGCGCCAUUGCUAUUAACUAUGCCGGCGACCUCGCCCUGCCCGGCCCGCGUGCCAUUGUGCGCACCAUCAACGCCGUGUUCCCGUCGUGCCGCAUCUUUCGCGAGUUCCCUGCCGACGCAGCCAGCAUCGCUGCGCACGGAGGUUCCGACUUUACAAACAUGGUUAUAUUUUGCAAGAAGACGCCCGGCGCGCUAGCGUUUCGCGCUGCUACGGAUAAAGACAAGCUGGACAGCUUUGCGCGCCGCGAGUUUCUGGAACCGACGCACGAGGUGCACGCGACGGAGUUUUUGGCGGUGGAUGAUGCUGAGGGAAAGCAGCAGCUCGUAAGAGUGAAUGAGACGGAGGUGGUGACAAAGUCGCAUAAAACCAGUGCGAGGGGUCACUGGUCGAUUAUGAGGACGGUACUGCCGGGCGUGGUGUGGGAAAAGUGGUAG
Akanthomyces muscarius is the source of this 1812-nucleotide messenger RNA. RefSeq lists its product as uncharacterized. The coding region runs from base 1 to 1812 and encodes 603 amino acids. Gene Ontology annotation, biological process: polyamine biosynthetic process. The record is from RefSeq and is a predicted model, not a curated record. NCBI's taxonomy places the organism in Eukaryota, Fungi, Ascomycota, Sordariomycetes, Hypocreales, Cordycipitaceae. The transcript is spliced from 3 exons. Gene Ontology annotation, molecular function: thermospermine synthase activity.